This is a messenger RNA of Pundamilia nyererei, 789 nucleotides long. RefSeq names its product insulin-like growth factor-binding protein 2-B. Gene Ontology annotation, biological process: regulation of insulin-like growth factor receptor signaling pathway. Gene Ontology annotation, molecular function: insulin-like growth factor II binding; insulin-like growth factor I binding. Gene Ontology annotation, cellular component: extracellular region. NCBI's taxonomy places the organism in Eukaryota, Metazoa, Chordata, Actinopteri, Cichliformes, Cichlidae. Bases 1 to 789 code for a protein of 262 amino acids. The transcript has 4 exons. The record is from RefSeq and is a predicted model, not a curated record.
AUGGGCAUGUACUUCUUAUACGGUUUGCUUUUUGCAUAUGUUGGGCUGCCUGGACUCUUACUCUGUGAUUUAGCUUUCCGAUGCCCAAGCUGCACCGCAGAGGAUAUGAUGGCAUGCACCAAAGUCGAUCCGCUAUGUGCAGAGAUUGUGAGGGAGCCAGGCUGCGGCUGCUGUCCGGUGUGUGCCCGGCAGGUGGGAGAGCUCUGUGGGGUUUAUCUGCCAAGGUGCUCCACCGGUCUGAGGUGCUACCCAAGUAUGGAUGCUGACUUCCCUUUACAGCAGCUCAUUCAGGGUUUGGGACAAUGUGGACAAAGAAUAGAUGUGGAUGUCUGGGAACAUUUGAACCCGUCGGGGUAUGAGGUGCAUGGGACUGAAAAUCCACUCACCGGGAGACCGCCUCUAAACCCAUGGAUUUGGCAGAAGACCGCCCUUGAACAAUACCUUCAGGACCGCAGAACAAGGAUGAAGAUAAAUCAGAGAGUAUCUCAGAGUGCCUGUCAGCAGGAGUUGGACAGGGUCUUAGAGGAGAUUGCUAAAAUGACUUCAGAGGAUAACAGAGGCCCACUGGAGAACCUGUAUGAGCUCAAGUUUCCAAACUGUGACAAACAUGGACUGUAUAACCUCAAGCAGUGCAACAUGUCCACCCACGGCCAGCGGGGAGAAUGCUGGUGUGUUGACCCCUUAACAGGAGUCCAGAUAUCAGAGACACCUAAAGUCAGAGGGGAUCCCAACUGUAACCAGUUUCAGGAGGUGCACAGAGCAAUGCCCACUGCAGAAGCAUCUCACUAG